CCCGCCUGUGUUCCAGCCGCCGCCUUUAGAGCGAGGCAGUGAGACAAACACGGUAGCUUCAUGUCAGCUCCCCCUUCCCCGCAGCUAAUCCCCGAGUAGAUGAGGCAUGUUCUGCCAUGGUGCUACCAAUGGCAGUUCUACCAAUGCUUUAAUGGAAAAGCUGCGUUUAAAAUAUCAGCAAAGACCAUGGACUGAAACUCUGAAACUUGUCCAUUUUUGCAUGGAUAAGCCACGUCAGCCUGACAGCAAUGCUCCAGAUGGUCCAUUGCUCUCUUGCAUGGAGAAGAUACAGAGGAUGAUAAAUGCUAAACCUUUGUUUUCUGUGAUGAACAGAUUGGAAUCUUUAUCCAAACAAAAAGGGCUUAAUGCUCAUGUUAGCCCCAGUGGGACUACCUGCUACAUAACAUCAAACAUGUUUUACGUAGAAGUUCAGCUGGAGAUGGAUGGAAAGGUGGUAGAUGUGAAGUUAGCUCACCUUGGAGAUGCUCCUGUGGUUUGCGAUGACAUGGCACAGCAUCUAAGGAUGAAGAACUAUGAUGCCUUUGGAAAGAUUCUAGAAGAGCUGUCAAACAUGUAUCAAAUUCCAGGAGACAGUGAAAUGAAAGCUAAGGGAUACCAUGCUUUGCAGGCCCUUGAAAAAGAUCUCUAUUCAAUGUCUCUUCUGCACAGAUCAGAGGAUGUAAACAGAAUCAUAGAAGUACUUCAUGGAAAAGUAGGACACCUGGUGCCAAGAGCUGGAGGAACACCUAUGAACAUUGAAUUUUAUAUUUCUCCUUAUCAAAUUUUGGAAGAAGAACUAAAUCCUGGUUCCCAGGUAUGUGGAACAAAGACAGCUGUAACUGUUGAAGGCACAGAUACGCUCCACAAACUUUCUCUUUCUCCACUGCUUGCAGAUUCUCAAGGCGGAGAGGAUGGCAACCCUGUUUUUUUGCCACUGACUGAUGAACUCAGCAUGGAUUUGCCAGCUUUCUUUGUGUUGAAGUUUCACCAGCCUAUUCCUAUGUCCUUAUCCAGUAUUGAAAUGAUACAGAGGCUGACAGGAAUUCAGAUUACUGGCUUGAAACUAGCUCCUCUGUAUGAAUUGAUUGUUCAGUCUACCCUUAAAGAGAAAGGCAGCGAAGAUGUGUCUACAUACAAAUCCCAUUUCUUUGUGUCUCUUCCAGAUUGCCCAAAGCACUGCUACUUCUUAAACAAUGGCUCAGAAAAAUCAGAUUCAGCAGGGGCCUUGGUCAGUAAAAUCCCAUUUAGCCAUCCACAGAGUGUGCCUGGUGUAAUAGAGAUUCUUCGACAUCAAGUGGCAUAUAACAGUCUUAUUAGCAGCUGUGUCUCUGAUAAGCAUAUAAAUGAAGAUGGUACAGAACUGCUUUACUUUGAAGUGGCACCACACAAGAACACCAGCUUUUCUGUCUUUUUCCCUCAUCCCACGAAUGAGAAUUUAGCCUCUGUGACAAUUGAUGUUAUAACCUCCAGAGAAAUCCAAUGUCACCUUCAUUUAAAUCCUCAAGACCCAACUCUCAAUUCUAGUGAUGACUUUAUAACAAGAGCUGUGAAGCGUUGCAUGUCAGUCCCAGUUGUCAUGAGAGCUAUUUUCAGGAAUGCUGCCAAGGUGAAAGCUGCCAGCGAAAUACAAGAUGUGAAAGCAGACAUGAAACAGAAACCUGAACCACCAUGUGAGCAAGUUACACAUUCUGAUAGUCCCAAAGACAGUCUUUCUGUGGCUGGUCAGCAAGAUUUGGUAGUGACGGAUAAGCCAAGUAUUACAGCCAGCGCAAAAGAAAAUCCCUCCACAGCCAAACUGGAAACUCUGGGUGAUAACACAGAAAAAAGUAACCCCACAGUAAGUACAGAAGCUUUGUGUGGAGCAGAGGAAAGUAAUUCCACAGCUAGUACAGAAGCUGUUAUGAUAGAUAAGAAAAACACACAAUCUAUUGUUUGAUAAUCAAACAAGAAAGAAGUAUUUUCCGUUGUGUAGAUUGCUUUUGCAGAAACUUGGCAAGCUCACUAUCUACUUAGUGAUUUGUGAAUGGAGUUUCCUCUUUGCACACUGUUAAAUACACACAAGUAACGCUCUUGAAUUUGCAUGUUUAAACUUCCAAAUUUGGAAAGUCUACCACUGCUCUAGUAACCUUUAUUUUUGUCUGCACCAUAUUCUACCACAGUACAGAAGAUAUUUCUGUCUAACAUAUGUGAUAUAGGGUAUAACAUGACACAUGCACCUCUGGGAAAGCAACUUUAUCCAUGUCAGCAUUAUGCUAAAUAAACGGAGAAAAUGAAUGAACAGUUUUGCAUGUAUGUAAUCUAUGCACAUAGAGACUCCUAAUUGCAGUUGUUUUCCCCUAAUGCAGAAGUGGUACUGAAUGACAGCCAAAUUUACAGUCCACCAACUCCAUGGCAGGAUAACAGAAUCUUUAGUAGGGAAGUUGUAAACUCAGUCUCUGAAAGUCAAUUUUUACCUUAGCUUUUUUCUGGUCUCAAAGUAUAAAACUGUUUUUGUGAAUUUA
Molecule: messenger RNA, 2501 nt
Organism: Pezoporus occidentalis (night parrot)
Lineage: Eukaryota; Metazoa; Chordata; Aves; Psittaciformes; Psittacidae
Product: mediator of RNA polymerase II transcription subunit 1-like
Exons: 17
Coding region: 107-1936 (609 amino acids)
Biological process (GO): regulation of transcription by RNA polymerase II; cellular response to thyroid hormone stimulus
Cellular component (GO): mediator complex
Molecular function (GO): nuclear vitamin D receptor binding; nuclear retinoic acid receptor binding; transcription coregulator activity
Source: RefSeq, a predicted model, not a curated record